CUCACACCCAGGGGGAGGGUUUUAGGGGCGCAAAGCUCCCGUGCGAUCCGCGACGACGACGACGACGACGAUGGGUUUCCGAUUCGCCCUCCUCCUCUUCUUCGUCUUCUCCCUCCUCUCAUCCUCGGCGCGGUCCGAUCUCGUUAUCUCCAGGGUCGAUCGACAGAUUGAUUUGACUUCACAUAUUGUACGAGUUCUUUCAUCGCUGAAGGUAUGCACAAUCCUCUUUCUGCUGUCUUUUAUGCCUUUUGAAAAUAUGCAUGACAUUAUUCCCGUGGUAUUCUUCGUUUCAGCGUUUCCAGACAUGGCAGGUGCAGGUGCAAAUGUAUUAGCUUCUCAUGCAACGUGCACUGAUCACCACGACCCAAAGUCUACCAAGCGGAGAAACCAGGUCCAGGGGCGGCGACAGUGCCGGCGUAAACACGGUUUCGGCUCAGAGAACAAGCUGAAGCCGCCGACCAUCGUAACCGGCGAGAGCCCGAGCACGCUCCGGGCCCACGUCAUGGAGGUUCCCCUGGGGCGUGACGUCGCUGAGUGUGUUGCACGCUUCGCCAUGCGCCUCCGUCGCAGCAUCUACGUGCUGUCCGCCGGCGGCUGCCUGACGAACGUCACGCUUCGACGGCCCGGCGGUGGUGUUGUGACCCUGUACGGGCAGUUCGAGAUCUUGACGCUCGUGGGGUGCUUCUUCUUUCCUACUCUGGCAGCAGCUGCUCCGAAUGCGAAGGUGGCAUCGCCGGAGGUUGGUGGUGGGCUGACAGCCUACCUUGCUGGCUCACAGGGGCAAGUGGUCGGCGGCAGUGCGGCUGUUGGAGGUCUGGUUGCUGCGGGGCCUGUUGUGGUUGUUUUAGCGUCCUUCGUGGCUGCAGCUUUCGACCGGCUCCCGCUGCCCAAUGACGAGGACUUAUCGCAGCGGUGUCUAAAUAAAAUANGUUGGCUGCAGGUUGUUUUGCCUGAAGGUUCGAAAGAUAUUUCUGCGUCUGCUCCAUUCCACACCAAACAAUCAGAAGAGGUGAAGUACUCGCACCUGGACAUUGUUGGAAGGCCUGUAGUGGUGUUAGAGAAGACUAAUGUUGUUCCGGAGCAUAAUCUGUAUUUUCAGGUGUUCUAUAGAUUCAGCAACCUUUCACUGCUUAGAGAGCCUCUGAUGUUGGCUACUGGUUUCUUCCUUCUGUUCGUUGCUUGUAUCGUUUACAUGCAUACUGACAUGGCGAUCUCAAAGACUUCUGCUUCAUAUUUGGCAAAAUUGCAAUGGGAUGAGGUUCAAGCCACAGUUCAGCGUGUCCAGAACAUUUUUGACCAAUACUUAAAAGUCCAUGAUAAGCUGGAAUCCUCCUUACGCGAUCUCUCCAGAACCGGAGAUGUUCAAUCGUGUAAAGCUGCCCGUAAAGCAGCUGACACGCAAUUUAAGGAAUUGACAAAAGAGUUGAAGCCUAUGUUGACAUUCUUGCAGUCAUCCCCCCAGGCUUCUCAGAUAUGGCCCAAGAUAGAGGAGCUGGUCGCAAAGGAGAGGGAGAUGCAAGAGAAAUUAAUGCAGAAGCAUUCUACCGUUGUUGAGUGCUUCGAGAAGAAGUUGGGCGGGCGAGAAGUAGAGAACCGAGUUGCUUCGCUGCAGCAGAAACUUGCCGCUUUGAGACAGGAGGUCGACAAUCUCCUCGAGGUCAUCAAUGAGAUUUAAAUUCUUUCCUUUUGGGUUGAAACCUCACCUAUAUGAGUCCGAUCAGAUAAUGCUUGCCUAGUUUCUGUAUUAAUUUACCUGCUGAGAGUAACACUGAGGACGCAAACUUUUUGUCCUGUUCUUGCAAGGAAUUCCUAUGUCAUGGUUAUUUAACCACAUUCAAAGUAGUGAGAGAACUUAAAAGCUUGCUUUAUAAGGUACAUCUGUUAUUCUGCAAUUACACUCGAUGCCGUCCCUAGUUCUGGGUGCAUUUCAUGUGGAACAAUGAGAUCGCAAUGUACUCCGAAUUCACUACCGGAGGAUAUAUUCCUAAGAUUGUUGCUAAGAUUGUUGGACCCUCAUUAAACUAAUCAUUAGCAGGCACGUUUUUGUGAGAUUAUUUUAUUUAUUA
Ananas comosus (pineapple) is the source of this 2066-nucleotide messenger RNA. Its product is annotated as dolichyl-diphosphooligosaccharide--protein glycosyltransferase subunit 1A-like. The transcript is spliced from 8 exons. Bases 71 to 1675 code for a protein of 534 amino acids. Lineage: Eukaryota; Viridiplantae; Streptophyta; Magnoliopsida; Poales; Bromeliaceae. The record is from RefSeq and is a predicted model, not a curated record. Gene Ontology annotation, cellular component: nucleus; membrane. Gene Ontology annotation, molecular function: DNA-binding transcription factor activity; minor groove of adenine-thymine-rich DNA binding.